AUGGCCGACUCCGACCAGGAAAUGACCCCCGCUCCUACUCUUGAGCAGGCCCAGACAUCCUACCAAGCUGAGGCCGAACAAAACGCAGAAUCGGACAGGAGCGCAAGCAUGGACCUUGUGUCCUCCAGUCCAGAAGCUGAAGUCGAGCAAGGCCAGAAGUCCGAUCAAGAGGUUGAGGCCGAGCAGGGUCAGACAUCCGAUCAACCUGAAGCAGAACAGAACGCAGAAACGGAUAGGAGCGCAAGCAUGGACCUUGACUCUUCCAGUCCAGAAGCAAACUCGACAGCCAGGGAACAAACUCCGAGGCCCGAUGCAAGUCCACGGCCAGAGACUUCUAGUUCAGAGAGCGAGGCGGACCCAGACCGAGAUUACCCUGAGCACGCUCUUCCAGGGAAUACUCCCCCACAGGAUGUCCCACAGUAUAUCCCACAGAACCCUCACCAGGAUGCCCCCCAGGGUGCUCUGCCACUGGAUGGCCACCCGGAUGCUCUCCCUAUGGAUCCAGGGCCGUUGAACAUUUCUGAUUCAGACUCACCUCCAGUAAUUCCGAUUGAUCCCAAGUUAAAUCCCCCCAAGUGGGAUCCUGAUGUACCGAUCCCAUCUAUUGAGUCACCAGACGAUCCUUCUCGCCGGUCCUCUGUUCAGACCGAUGGCUCGGUAUUUGAUGACUCGGACCCUGGUCGAGAUACCACAGUUGCAACCACCGCUCCUCCAGAGUCCCCUACACCGCGACCUAUGCCACCGAUUGGACCAUUCGCGCCAAUAGCGCCGCGUCCUCUAGGGAUGCCACAUGAUCCUGAACCACCCACGCCACCGAUGAGACCAUUCGCACCGAUAACGCCGCGCCCACAUGAUCCUGAGCCAAAUACAUCGGACAUGGCUGAUCCUCAGAGAGAUGUAUCGUCGUCACUGCCGUCCUCGGAGCCUCCCCCAACAUCCAACGGACCAUUCUCCCCACCGCCGUACCCUCCAGGGACGAAUCCUCAGAUACCAGGCCUUACGCUGAGUGCCCCUGUGAACUCACACUCGACAACGGGUGGUGGGCAAACGAACGGACAACAACACCCUCGGGGGAACGAUAUCCCCACCAAUGGGGAGUCAUCGACGAAUAGGCAACAGCAACGACCUCAGAAUGGGGAGUCGUCGAACGGUAACCAGCAAGAAGGGAAUCCGUUCCCGAAUUCACAGCCAGGAGGCAAUGCUCGCCAAAACCAAGAGGUUGUACAUGUAACCCCACGCCACCCGCCGGUCGGCCAGGAGGUAGUGCGUAGGCUAUCCCAGAUCGCAGAAGACCAGGAUGAUAGUACUUCAGAUGGGACUACAUCUCCGGGCUACGUCCUUGCCCAAAACCCUAUGGAAGGGUCGUCGGCAAACGGGCUACCCGAGAACAAUGCUCAUCAAGAUGGGAACGCAUCCAAUGCUCAACCAGGCGAGGCGCCUGCGGUUCAGCAACCUCCUCGAGCGAAUGUUCAGCACAAUAGGGCUGUGCCUCGCGGGAGAGAGACUCGCUUCAUUGAACAUUUGGAUGAAAAUCCUCAAUGGGAUGGGAGAAACACGGAUCCACCUCCCAAUUCAGCAGCGCCCUCUCGUCAAGCGUCACCCGCAGAGGAGAAAGACUCAGAAGAAGAGCUGUGA
This is a messenger RNA of Fusarium coffeatum, 1635 nucleotides long. RefSeq lists its product as uncharacterized. NCBI's taxonomy places the organism in Eukaryota, Fungi, Ascomycota, Sordariomycetes, Hypocreales, Nectriaceae. The transcript is spliced from 4 exons. The coding region runs from base 1 to 1635 and encodes 544 amino acids. The record is from RefSeq and is a predicted model, not a curated record.